UUAAUUAAGCCAAUAAAUAAAACAAAAUGUGGUUGAUAUAAUUUGAUAGUCUACUGAUUGGCCGGAAUUGUUGAGUUUAUCAAAACUGGUAAAAGCCGGUUAAAGCUGAAUAUUGACUUAAUGCCCAAAGGACAUUUGUCAGUUUUCCAUUUAUGUGCAUUUCCUGAUUUUCCUUGAUUGCCAAUCAUUCACCUUCAUGUCCUGUUAGAAAACGCAGCUUAACUUUAGCCGUCAGCUUAGUGUACUAAAACCUGAAGAAGCUGUUCUAUAGCUAUCAUCAAACAUAUUUGACCUUGUUUCGCUCGGCCAACGCUGCGUAUGAGUGUUGUUUAGAUGACUUUCUCGAUUUGCUUGUUGCUUUCAUUAUCAAUGUCAAUGUGCCCCAAUCAGCAGGCAAAGCUCUUGUCUAGAAAUUAAUUCAAUGUAUCUGUGAGAUACUUUACCUCUCAAUAUUGCUCUCCCUCUCUCUCGAUUGCUGAGUUAAUGGGGCAUUUUCCAACAGACAGAAAUAACAAUAAAUCCCACCAUUGUCUGUAGGUCAUGAGCACAUUCCACUUUGUUGCAAAAAUUGAUUUCCUUCAGCGUUUUAUUUACUUUUAUUUUCUUGAAAUCACCUCUCUUUGCAUUUUUAUGCUCUCAGCCUUAUCAUCGAUCGUUGUUAUUGUUUAUUUUUAUAUUUUUGCAUCGAAACAAUUUCAUUUUGCUUAAGCAAUCGCAUUUGUGUUUUGCAGUUCGAGUGUCUCGGUUCUUGUGUUGUUUUUAUAUUUAGCGCGAAAAUUACGAAAUUUUCUCACCUUUUCUUUGAUUGUUUGUUAAUAAUUUAUUGAAAAUGAUUCUAAGUCGUUGUCGUUGUGUGCCAGGCAUUUUCGUCUAUAGGAUGAGCAAUGCGGGAAUCGACGGCGGAGGAGGAGGAGGAGGAGGCGGUGGAGGAGUACCAGGAUCCGGAACAGGAUCAACAGCAGUGCCACCCACAACGCCACCACCCACUGGCCAUGGAUCCACUCGUCGCCUGAGCCACUUGACGGGCAGUAGCCGUACGGGAGGAGCCGCCGCCAUGGGCAAUGUGGUGGGCUGGCUGAAGCAGGCUUCCAUUGAAGUGCGAGACGCCGGCACCAGAACUUUGUCCAUGCUGCAGAGCAGUAAUCCAAACUUUCGAUCUUUGGACCUAUCACUGGGCACACCCACACCCACCACGCCAACAUCUAGUGAAGUUCCAGCAGCACCGGCCAGUGCCACAGCCUCGUUGAGCGGUUCUACAUUGCAAUUUGGACCAGAAGAUCCAGAGGAAGGAUCUACGGCUAGUGGAAGUCAAUCGCUGACGCCCCUUGAUGCCAGGGAACUCCUGACGAGACCCACACGAGCCUACGCCUCCGUCAGUCAGCCGCAAAGUCCCAGACAUCGAGGUUCGGGCUCUGGUUCGGUUUCUGGAUCCCGAAUCAUCACACACGGUCUGACCGGACGCUCAACAUCGAUAUCAUCGCAGCUGGAGAAGACCAAGAAGCUGUUGAAAAUGACCGAGGGCGAGGACAAGCCACUGACCAUUCUGCAUUACAACGAUGUCUACAAUAUUGAGUCCAUGGCGGAAACGGAACCGGUGGGCGGAGCAGCCAGGUUUGCCACGGCCAUAAAGAGUUUUGCCCACCUCAAUCCCUUGGUGCUCUUCAGCGGAGAUGCUUUCUCACCCAGCAUGUUGAGUACUUUUACCCAAGGAGAACAAAUGAUUCCCGUGCUCAAUACGGUGGGAACCCACUGUGCCGUCUUUGGCAAUCAUGAUUUUGAUCACGGUUUGGAUGUCCUGGUAAAGUUGAUCAAGCAAACGGAGUUCCCUUGGCUUAUGUCCAAUGUGGUGGACAAUGAAACUGGUCGUCCUCUGGGCGGUGGCAAGAUCUCACACUUUAUACUGCACAAUCAGAUAUCCAUUGGCUUGAUUGGCCUGGUGGAGCGGGAGUGGUUGGAGACCCUGCCCACCAUUGAUCCCAACGAGGUGACCUACAUCGACUAUGUGGAGGCGGGCAAUAAGCUAGCCCGCGAGCUAAGAAACGAGGGUUGUGACCUCAUCAUUGCCCUUACCCAUAUGCGUACACCCAACGAUAUUAAUCUGGCCGAGAAGUGCAAUGGCAUCGAUAUUAUACUUGGUGGUCACGAUCAUGUUAGGGAGGUGACCGAAAUCAAUGGCAAGAUGAUCGUCAAGUCGGGCACGGACUUCCAGCAGUUCUCGGUGAUCACUAUCGAGCGAGAUGCCACCAAUCGGGAGCACUUCACCACGGAUGUUAAGUGCUUUGAUGUGACAGCCAAGAUUCCAGAGGAUCCGGAGCUGAAGCAGGAGCUCUCCAAAUAUGCCAAGUUCAUUGAGAGCAAACUAUCAGACGUAAUGGGAGUGUUCAGCGUGGAGCUGGAUGGUAGAUUUUCCCGAGUGCGAACCCAGGAAACGAAUUUGGGCAACUGGGUGUGCGACGUGGUGCUGGCCGCCGUCGGAGCAGAUGUGGUCAUCCUAAAUGGCGGUACUUUCCGUUCAGAUCGAGUGCAUCCAGUGGGUGCUUUUACCAUGGGCGAUCUGGUUAAUGUUAUACCCAUGAGGGAUCCACUUAUUCUACUCGAGGUUAAGGGAAAGAUACUCUGGCAGGCACUGGAAAACGGAGUGUCCGCCUAUCCAAAACUAGAGGGUCGUUUCCCUCAGGUGUCGGGCAUCAGUUUUGCCUUUGAUCCGCAGGCGGAACCUGGCAAACGUAUCGAUCCACAGUUAAUCCAGGUGGGUGAUGAGUAUCUAAACCUGGAGCAGACCUACAAGUUGUGCGUCAAAAGCUACAUCUUCAUGGGCUGCGAUGGCUAUACCAUGUUUAAGGAUGCCACUGUGCUGAUGGAUGAUGAUGCCUGUCCCGAGUUGGGAAUUACCCUGCAAAACCACUUCAAGGCCAUCAAUUCUCGUAAGUGUGGUCAAAACACAAAGCACAGGCAGUCGCUGGUGACACUUUCCCGGAGGCAUAGCCUAGUGCAGUGCCUGGAUAGUAUGGAUCUAGAUGGACCAUCACCCAUACGCAAGUUAUCAGUGGGUCAUCAUAAUAAGUCAAUGGAUUUGACGCAUGGCAAUUCUCAAAAGAUGUUGCGACGUGCCUCCUUGGAUGACCUGGAGCAGUCCACCUGCGAUUUGGCGCCACAGCUGGAGCACCGCAUAAUUAUGAUACAAAACGAAGAGCAUCAUCGACAGCUGCUGUUCAAAAAGGAGACGCACAUCAUGAAUUCCACAAUCACCGAGGCUGAGGACGAUUACAAAAAGAUAAGACAACUUGAUUUAAGGGCAGUUUCCGAUGAGAUGGAGAAGAAUAUUUGAAUAUAAGGUUUAGGCACAAAGAUAAAAAGCAAAGCGAAGAUAUAUCCGUUAGCUAGUUAGUUAGUUGGUAGAUCUAUGGGAUCGUGUCCUAUAUAUAUAUAUUUAUUACUAUUACCGUUUAUUGUUAAAGCUCUUGUGUUUUUUCCAUUCUUUUCUGGCUAAGUUUUAAAAGACUUCCCUUAUGAGAUGUAUGAACUUGAUAUUAAUAUUGGAUAUUGGAUAUUGUAUAUGAUGUAUGUGUAUGUAGUGAGUACGUGUACCUAAAGCUUACCGCUAGUUUAAUUUACUUUUAAUUAGAUAAACUGAUUUACAACAACCAACUGAUUAUUAUAUUGUAAUUACUGAGCAGCCCUUAUGUUUUGUGAUCUAGAUAAAACGAUAAAAAACCAAAAGAGUUUGUGCCGAGCUUUGAGAUUCCCCCCUUAGAUAUUCCAAAUAGUUGUUUUCCAAAUUCCCAACUCCAAACUCACAAACGCAAUCAAACACUAUAGGUUGUAAAAAAUUACAAAAAAAAAAGGGGAAGGACUAGCAAAACUCAAAUGGCAAGCAGAUUGUAAAGUGAAUGUAAAGCAAUAUUUUAGACAAUGCACCUAAAUUUUGAAUGUCAAAAAGAAAACACAAAAAAAAAAAAAAACAAAAUGGGAUAUGUAUAUUUUUAUGGACACUUUUGGAGCGCUUAAAUACAGCAAGAGCAUACAUAUUAUUUUUUAGAGAACGCGAAAACAGUCGUGCCGGUGCAACACUCAUGGAUAAAUGCUUUAAUCUUAAAUAGUUCCUUGAACUUGCACACACAUACAGAAAGAGGAGAUGUCCAUAGAAGAGCAAUCUGAUUGCUAAACUGACGACCGACGACCAACCGGAAAUCAGAACAAAAGCUAAUAAACAAUGGCAGCAGCAGCAGCAGCAGCAGCUAACCACUCAAUUACACAAAGUUAAACAAUAAGUAGAGGAAGCCACAUAUAUGUACUCCAUGCUUAACUGAUUGUCCAUGCUUAGAACGUACAGUUAACUAAAGUGAACAAUAUACAGGCUCAAAAUGCACCUGAUAAUUAAAAUUAUAAUGGACCCAUAUAUAUAUAUAUAUACAUCUUUCGACCUCCUUCCACGUCCCCAUUCAUAGGACAACCUUCAACACUUUCAAACUAUUUCGCAAAAUGGGCCAUUAGCCCGUAGAAGAACGCAUUUUGUGUGUAUAUUGAACGAAGUACAUUGAUUUAUGUAAACAUUUAUUAAAUACAUAAACUAUA
Drosophila eugracilis is the source of this 4575-nucleotide messenger RNA. RefSeq names its product mannosylglucosyl-3-phosphoglycerate phosphatase. Gene Ontology annotation, biological process: nucleotide catabolic process. The record is from RefSeq and is a predicted model, not a curated record. Bases 830 to 3328 code for a protein of 832 amino acids. Lineage: Eukaryota; Metazoa; Arthropoda; Insecta; Diptera; Drosophilidae. The transcript is spliced from 10 exons. Gene Ontology annotation, molecular function: hydrolase activity.